Molecule: messenger RNA, 1794 nt
Organism: Parasteatoda tepidariorum (common house spider)
Lineage: Eukaryota; Metazoa; Arthropoda; Arachnida; Araneae; Theridiidae
Product: dihydrolipoyllysine-residue succinyltransferase component of 2-oxoglutarate dehydrogenase complex, mitochondrial
Biological process (GO): tricarboxylic acid cycle
Cellular component (GO): mitochondrion; oxoglutarate dehydrogenase complex
Molecular function (GO): dihydrolipoyllysine-residue succinyltransferase activity
Source: RefSeq, a predicted model, not a curated record
UAAAAGUUUUUAAAAUUAUACUUUGUUUUAUAAUUAUGUGUAUCAUGUGUGUUCUUCUUAUUUUUUAACUUCUAUUUGAUUUAUAUUUUAUUUUUAUAGGGCCUAAAUCUGCAGCAAAAAAUGGUUUCUCUUUUAAUCAAAAGUCAAAAUAUGUUUCCACACUUUACUUAUCUCAAAUGAAUCUUGGAAAAUGUUAUAUACACACAUCAUCUAAUUUAAGAAAUGAAGUUAGAGAAAUUAAAGUACCUACAUUUCCUGAAUCUAUAAGUGAAGGAGACUUAAAUUGGAGUAAAGCUGUUGGAGACUCAGUUGUAGAAGAUGAAGAGAUCGGUCAAGUGGAAACAGAUAAAACAAAUAUUCCUGUAUUAGCCACAGCAGCUGGAGUUAUUGAAGAAUUGCUUGUUGAAGAUGGAGCUACUGUUACUCCUGGCUUAGUAGUUUGCAAGGUUAGGGUUGGAGCUGAGGCAAGUGCUCCAAAAGCAGAAGUAUCUGAAAAAACAGCCGCCCCACCUUCUGAAACUGUUCCCUCGCAAACCCCUGCGACUGAUGUAAGCUCUCCUCCUCCAACAACACCACCACCAAUUCCACCAAAACCAACUGCUCCUUUAUCAUCCAAGCCAGUGUCAUCCAUAAAAAUACCUGUUAUUCCUAUGCCUUUACCUCCUGGUCAAGCUGAAUCUACUAUCACAGAUUCAAGAACAGAAACAAAGGUGAAACUGAAUAGAAUGCGACAACGCAUAGCUCAAAGAUUGAAAGAAGCUCAGAAUACAUAUGCUAUGUUAACAACAUUUAAUGAAGUUGAUAUGUCAAAUGUCAUUGAAAUGAGAAAUAAGCAUAAAGAUGCUUUUCUUAAAAAGCAUAAUAUUAAACUAGGUUUCAUGUCAGCUUUUGUGAAGGCAGCUGCGUAUGCUCUGCAUGAUCAACCCGUUGUUAAUGCAGUUAUUGAUGAAGAAUUUAUAGUGUAUCGUAAUUAUAUUGAUAUUAGUGUGGCUGUGGCAACACCUAAGGGGCUUGUUGUUCCUGUUAUUCGAAAUUUAGGAAAAAUGAACUAUGCUGAUAUUGAGAAAGCGAUUCAUGCUUUAGGAGAAAAAGCACGUACAGGAACGUUAGCUAUUGAAGAUAUGGAUGGAGGAACUUUUACUAUUAGCAAUGGCGGUGUUUUCGGUUCCCUUUCAGGAACGCCAAUAAUUAAUCCUCCUCAAUCUGCAAUAUUAGGAAUGCAUGCCAUCAAGGAACGCCCUGUUGUCAUUAAUGGAAAGAUUGAAAUUCGGCCUAUGAUGAACCUUGCCUUGACAUAUGACCACCGCCUUAUUGAUGGCCGUGAAGCUGUUGGAUUCCUGAUUAAAAUUAAAUCUGCUGUUGAGGACCCUAGAAUUAUGCUUAUGGAUCUUUAAGUUAUGAACAUUAUUAAUUUUAUAGAAUUCCAAUAGAUUUGUUUAAGGGAUGGAGCUUAAAGAAUCUAGAUAUUUUUCAAGCUUUACUUAUUGUGUUUGAAUUCAUAGCUACUGUUCUUUAUUCAUUCCAGCCUGGUAAUUUUGAAUAAAAUGUGUUUUUAUUUACUGCUUUCAAAUAUUAUAUUCACUUUUAGUGAUUUAAGAGAAAAUUGAUUUAAGAUUCAAUAUGUGAGGGGGAAGGAAACAUUCUUAAUAAUUUUAUAGAUUUGUGAAAAAGCAGAGGAAAAAAUUAUCUUAUUCUAGACACUUAUUGAUAUGUAUGAAAUGCAGCCUUCAAAUAUGAUUUGUUUAACUUUUAUAAAACAUCUGUAAAAAUAAUAAAUAAAUAAUUCAGUUUUGA